Gasterosteus aculeatus aculeatus (three-spined stickleback) is the source of this 5791-nucleotide messenger RNA. RefSeq names its product RING finger protein 145. The record is from RefSeq and is a predicted model, not a curated record. Gene Ontology annotation, molecular function: ubiquitin protein ligase activity; zinc ion binding. Gene Ontology annotation, biological process: ERAD pathway; proteasome-mediated ubiquitin-dependent protein catabolic process. Gene Ontology annotation, cellular component: endomembrane system. NCBI's taxonomy places the organism in Eukaryota, Metazoa, Chordata, Actinopteri, Perciformes, Gasterosteidae.
GGCUGCGAGGCGAGAUGAGCGGAUCGGCCGCAUCCUUUAAGCGUGAGGCGCUUCCAUCGAGAGGACCGUUAACUCGGGCGGCGCCGAGUUAAAAUGGUCGAUAUCCGACCCGAAAAGCAUCCCAAAACCGUUGUACACAUUACGAACAUCUUCGAAUUGCGCCAGCUGUUCACAUCCUGUCUUAGAGGUCAGUUCUGCCUGCCGUUCAGAGGUUAAGCUGAGGCCAUGGCAGUGAAGGACCGCGUGGAGUCGGCGCUCAAUGUGGGGCUGCGUGUUCCCAGCAUCAUGCUGCUGGAUGUCCUGUACCGCUGGGACGUCAGCUCCUUCUUCCAGAAGAUCCAGCGUUCCAGCCUGUCCAACAACCCCCUGUUCCAGUACAAAUACCUGGCACUGUACCUGCACUACGUAGGUUACAUCCUGAGCCUAGUACUCCUGACUCUGCCUCGUCAGCACCUGGUUAAACUCUACUUGUAUGUCCUCACGGCUCUGCUGCUGUUCGCAGGUCACCAGGUCUCGAGGGAUUAUGUCCGCAGUGAACUAGAGUCUGGCUUUGAAGGACCCGUCUACCUGGAACCUCUCUCCAUUAAUCGAUUCACCACUGCACUCAUUGGUCAGCUUGUGGUGUGUACGCUGUGUUCCGGCGUGAUGCAGACCAAGAGGAUCUGGCUUUUUUCUGCUCACCUCCUCCCUCUGGUGGCCCGACUGUGUCUGGUCCCACUGGAGACCAUCGUUUUCAUCAAUAAGUUCUCCAUGAUCUUCACUGGCCUGGAAGUCAUCUACUUCCUGGCAUCUAACUUGUUGGUACCGUACAACUUGGCCAAGACGGCCUACAGGGAGCUGGCCCAGGUGGUGGAAGUGUAUGGGCUGCUUGCUCUGGGUAUUUCUCUCUGGAACCAGCUAGUCCUUCCAGUACUCUUCAUGUGUUUCUGGCUCCUGCUGUUCGCGUUGCAGAUCUACUCUUACUUCAGCACCAGAGACCAGCCUACCUCGAGAGAGCGGCUCCUUUUCCUCUUCCUCACUAGUAUUGCAGAAUGUUGUAGUACGCCAUACUCCCUUUUGGGUCUGGUUUUCACGGUCUCUUUCAUUGCUCUGGGAGUUCUCACACUCUGCAAGUUCUACCUGCAAGGUUACAGAGCUUUCAUGAACGACAACACCAUGCACAGGGGGAUGACAGAAGGCAUCACGCUGCUGAUCCUCGCUGUCCAGACUGGCCUAAUUGAGCUCCAGGUCAUCCACCGAGCCUUCCUCCUCUCCAUCAUCCUCUUCAUUGUCGUCGCUUCUAUCCUGCAGUCCAUGCUGGAGAUAGCCGACCCCAUAGUCCUGGCCCUCGGAGCGUCAAGAGACAAGAGUUUGUGGAAGCACUUUAGAGCGGUGUCUCUGUGUCUGUUCCUGCUGAUCUUUCCGGCCUACAUGGCCUAUAUGAUCUGUCAGUUCUUCCACAUGGACUUCUGGCUACUCAUCAUCAUCUCCUCCUCCAUCCUCACAUCGCUGCAGGUUCUCGGCACUCUGCUCAUCUACAUUCUCUUCAUGGUUGAAGAGUUUCGUAAGGCUCCGGUGGAGAACAUGGAUGAAGUCAUCUACUGUGUCAAUGGGACGUACAGAUUCCUGGAGUUCCUGGUGGCGGUGUGUGUCGUCUGCUAUGGUGUGUCGGAGACGGUUUUUGGGGAGUGGAGUGUGAUGGGCAGCACCAUCAUCCUGGUCCACUCGUAUUACAACGUCUGGCUCAGAGCCCAGCUGGGCUGGCAGAGCUUCCUUCUCAGGAGAGAUGCUGUGAACAAGAUCAAAAGCCUCCCCACGGCCAGCAACACUCAGCUGGAGCAGUACAACGACAUCUGUGCUAUCUGUUACCAGGACAUGAACAGUGCAGUGAUCACCCCGUGCAGUCACUUCUUCCACGCUGGCUGUCUGAAGAAAUGGCUGUAUGUCCAGGAGACGUGCCCCCUCUGUCACUCGCAACUGAAGAGCCUUUCGCCCACCACCAACCAAGACGCCCCUGCAGCCAAUCAGACACCCGCGGGCCCGGAGGAGGCCCCAGCCGGCAAGAAGCCCGAUGAUGCGAAUGAGGAAGGAACAGCCGAGCAGGGGGUGGUUGGAGGAACCGCCUCAUCGUCCGGUGUGCAGUCCACCCCCCAGAAGCUGGCCAAGACUCCAUCUUCCUCUUCAAAUGGGGAGCUAGUGAAUGAAACUCUGAAGCAGUCACUCACAGAGGGCGCUGUUUUGUCUUCCACCUCCUCCUCGGCCAAUGAACCUGACUCCGCCCCUCAAUUAAACCGAGGCUUCUUACUGGACAGAAAGGAGUCGCCUCCUGGUUCAUCAUCACAGCUUGACCAUCCCACCUCCCCUCCCACUGAGGAACAGUCUCCUCCUCCUCCAUGCAGCCUCUGAGCCUCAUUGCAAACACACAUAACAUAACAUACGUGCAUGGACAUGUAAACGCACAAUCUAAAGUCUCCACAUGAUAAUAGGGUUACAAAAUUCCGGGAACAUUCAAAGGUGGAAACUCUCCAUGGGAAUUAACACGUUACAAAAUAAUUAACUUAUUACAGCAGUGAGAGGAGGAUUGUUUCCUUUAGGUUUACAACUCGAGGUUGCGGGUGGAAGGACGGCGUGGGGGCAGUUGUUCUCUGGCGCAUAGUAAAGCCUUGAGGAAGCAACUCAACGUGUUUGAAUACUUUAAAUUGAAAGCAUUCCUCCCUCACAUGCACACUUCAGCCGGGCUCUUAAGGCCACUCUACUCACAAGGUAAACAAAUUUGGUAUUAAGCUUCAGUCUACCAAGUACUCCGUAUGCUGGGUAACGACAAAGCCGUUCCCAGCGAGCUGCAUUCGGGGUUCAUUCAGCUGAGCUCAGCUUGCUUAGUAUUGUUCUCAACUAAAUUUCAGAAAUUCCCGAGCUUAACUUCCCAUGGAAAGUUUCCGGAAAUUCCAACCCUAUCUGCUAAUAUUUAUCCUAUAUUCUACUUCCAGCGGUUGGCUGUCCCAUGUCAGAAAUUCAACUCUUAAACACCUCUAUAUCCACAAGGAAUCUCACCAGAUAUCCAUCAGCCCACAUACAGAAAUACAGAUGAUUGUCUCCUUUGGACUAGUUCACCUAAAUAUGUUUUGACUUUCAUGCCAGCAAUGAUUUCAUUUUCCAUUCAACACAAAAAGAGGGUAACAGCGAAUUUAUUUGAAAGGUCCACAAAAUGUUGAAUCCUGGAAGAAACCGAAGUACAAAGUCCCAGUUAGCUUGGACAUUGACAUGAGACCAACGGUGACAUCUCUCAGAUCCUGCUUGGGCUCCUUUCAUGGGACGGCUGCUCCCAUCGCGCCUUGUUUGGGCAGCGUCACUUAGUAGUAUUUGCAUUUCGACUGUAGUCCUGUAUGUGCCAACAUCUAAUGAGGAAUGGGUUCAGCGGUUUAGAGAGCCUUCGCGGGCUACACAUGACAGAGUCUGCAGAGUUCUUAUAGCUUUUGAUAAAGAUGGCGGUAGUUCUGUGCGGUAUUAGUGAAUACACACAGAGCAUUAGCAGGGUGUGGUUUCUUCAGGCCGUCGCGUGACCUGAAGCCCGGCGCUAAGCAGAGGGCAUGCGGCGAGGUCUGUUUAAGUGUUGCAGUGUGAACAAAUCAAAGGGUUCACAUGGGAGAACUAAUUCCUUUCAUUUGUCAGGCUUUCUCUGUUAUACUUCGAGAUUUCAUUCAAACUUGUUAGGCUGGUCCCAGCAAAAGAAAAAGAAAAAAACAUCAUCGCCAAACUUUUGUAUUACUGUUCAAGAGAUGCUAUUUUUAAGAUCAUUUUUACAUCAUGCUUUAUCGGGCAGCCCGCGCCCCACAGACGGACUGCAAACAAGGGAGCGUUGAGACAGGAGAGGGCGCAACGUUCAGCGCGGGGAGAGUCUCCCACCGAGCCGCGCGUUGUGGACGCUGGAGGCAGGAGCCGAUCAUCCGUCGCUCCGUUUAUAAACCAAUCCCAUCAGAGCAGCCCAUCGCCCUCCUGCUGUCACUUCACUCUGUUACUACCAGCAAAUUGAGUCACUUGAUGGCAGAGCUUUUUGUCUUUUUUUCACACGUACUAGCGCACUAUUUCUGUCAAACCCUUUUGUAGCCAGACCUGUGCGUGCGUGCGUGCGUGUGUGUGUGUGUGUGUGUGCGCGCGUGUUUGUGGGAGUUGGUUGACUUCAAACUCGAGUGCCGAAUCCAGAUGCAUGCUCAUAUGUCGAGCUUGCACGCUGCCACUAUUAACAGUACAGUCAUUUUGUUUAAGUUUUUGUCCCAACGUGCACUAUCCUUGCACCUACAUUUUGUUGUUGGGUGGGUGGGGCUUCAUUUGCACCACAGUGUCAGUUUAUACUAGCGACACUCCAAAGCUGCUCUCUGGCUGUGAGCAACCAAAUAUCCACUGAUGUGUUUGUGUACGAGGAAACGGCCCAACCUGUCUGUGUGUAGUGUACUUAAACGCCACUCCGUAUUAAUCAACCCGGGGAAGUGUCGCUAUAUGAAUAAGAUCAGGGAGCGUGACUUCUCCAAAGCUUCCGUGCACUUCGAUGUCCUGGUUUGUUACCUGUGCACAUUUGCUUUGGUGGAGGAAGCUUUGGGAGAAGCAGAGCCUUUCUGGUCCCUUUUUGACCCAGUGUUACCGCUUGUCCAGUCUGCAUGACGCGUCCUCCAGCUGGUGUGAUCACUCCUCUGUUGGGAGUGGGAUCAGCGCGGCGCCGACCGACCGGAGACGCACCAGUUAGCCUGCAAAAGUAUUACUUAGAACCGCUAUUACUAAAGGUCUUAUUACUAUGAAUGACUUUGCUGUUGCCGUGUGCAAAGCGUUGGCCAAAGGGCAGAGAAUGAAUACAUAAUCCAUGUAGGAUCCAACCUGGCCAACGCUGCUCAACUGAGUUUCAUUUCUUUUUUCUUUUUUUUUUUCGAAGUAUGAAAUGUAGAGUAUGAUGUAUUUUGCACAUGUUCCUCUGAAGGGAGAACAUAAGGAUUUUCUGUAUUCUUUUUGGUUCUUCUUGUCAUUUUCUUCUCAUCGCGGUUCAUUCCAGCGGUUGCCGUCUCUCCUGGCUACGACCUGUGACGCAUCUCUCAUUUAAAACACACCGUGCAUAUUUUCAAACAAGGAAUUUCCAUCUUGGACCCCCUGCAUUUCUAAGAUUUCAGAUGUGAAACUGGCUUCAUGUUUGUUUUGCCAAUUUGUUCAUUGUGCCGAACAAACGCAUUGACGCCGAGCAAACAUUGUGUUUCUCCAGCAGCUCCGUUGUGAGCGUACCAAAGCGGUACAUUUGCCAUCCGUCUACACUCGUGAUGCGUUACAUUUGCAUUUGAUUGACUUACUUGUAUAGUUAUAGAGUCGAUAUAAACUAAAUGUCCCAAUGUUUGAAAACCAGGAGGAACACCUAAAGCAAACAUGAAGUUAAUCUCUCAUCUGAAAUCCAGAUGUUUCAUGAACUCAUUUCAUCAAGAUACUUUGCUAAAUUUACCACAUAACACAAACUGUAAGAAAAUGUUGACAAAGAAUCUAUAGCUGCCAAAGAGCUAUCCGACUGCAGAUUUCUUUUUGAAAUGCACGGGUUGUGCAUCAUGUUGUCAUGUUGCCUCUGCGUCGUGUUGCCUCUGACUAACUAAUGACAGUUGGUCGUGUUUAGGGCUCCGCUGACUGAGAUGCCCGCCAGACAUUCACAUGAAGGACCUGCUCAGUGAAACUCUGGAUGCCAGUCGUAUUCUGUUCAAACUCCACGGAGGGUUUCUAUGCUUGGCAUUGCCUUGGUUAUUUUACAAAAAUCGAAUGUCAGAAAUAAAAAUGAACCAUCCACUCUGGA